Molecule: messenger RNA, 10224 nt
Organism: Bubalus bubalis (water buffalo)
Lineage: Eukaryota; Metazoa; Chordata; Mammalia; Artiodactyla; Bovidae
Exons: 16
Coding region: 762-5633 (1623 amino acids)
Biological process (GO): protein phosphorylation; regulation of immune system process; regulation of cytokine production
Molecular function (GO): ATP binding; protein kinase activity
Source: RefSeq, a predicted model, not a curated record
AGGCGUGGGCGGGAUUUCCGGUUUCUCUCUGGACGCCAUUUGCCUACAGGGUUCGCUCCCGGCAGGAUUCGACGGGCGGAGUCCUGGGCUCGCGCGGCUCCCCUGGUCUUUCGUGGGGCCAGAGCAGAAGGGUGCGGAUCCCCUUCGUGCCUUUGAACAGGUCGUGAGUCCCUAGACGGUGGCGUGCCCUGGUCGCCCGCCGGCCCGCGGCCUCUGCGGGCCUCAGCAGCGGCCCUGGUCUCCGCGUUCACGAGGGCGGCGCCCGGCUCCGGGGCGGCUUGUUCGCGGAGGGCGGCGGUCAGCCGAGGUCGCCCAGCCCAGGCGGGCGGCGACGAGGGGCAGCGGGCCGCCCCGGGCUCGCCUCUCCCAGGCGGCCUGGACCGCAACUCCCAUCAUGGCGGCGCCGACCCACCGGACCCAGGACACACGAUUGGGUGGAUUGGUGGAGCUCCCUUAGCCUCAGGUCACUGACUGGCAUGGAGGUAAUGAGAGAUGUACUCAAAGCCUGUGGGAGAAUCAAGGAAAAUGUCAAAGCCCAUGGAAUGUUGAAUAAUUUUCUAAAACUCACGACUGUUAUUGGUGAAGUGGGAACUGUUAUUGUAUUGAUCCAGAAAUGGAGGCUCAGAAAUGAAGUGAUUGAUGUCUCCAAGGUAACACAGCUGGCAAGUGUCGGGUUUCAAGAGUUUGGAUGCAAACCACGGGAGACUGACAAAAGAACUGGGGACUUUUAGUCGCUUUAACCAGGAUAUGAAGCCCUCAGCAUGGGUCAGGCAGUUAGCAGGACCAGGGAGGCGCAGGUGUCUGUGACCUUUGAUGACGUGGCUGUGACUUUCACCCAGGAGGAGUGGGGGCAUCUGGACCCGGCUCAGAGGACCCUGUACCGGGAGGUGAUGCUGGAGACGUGCAGGCUCCUGAUGUCUUUGGGGUGUCCUGUCCCCAGACCUGAGCUGAUCUACCGACUGGAGCACGGGCAGGAGCUGUGGACGGUGAAGAGAGACCUCUCCCGAUGCCCCUGUCCAGGAUACAGCUCAGAAGAAGGGCCAGAGGUAUUCCAAUCACAAAGCUUCCGUGUCUUCAGCGACUCUUUACCUCCAGGAUUCAAUGCUUGGCAGUAUGUACACGGAGUGUUGGCAACCCAUAAACCUCACCAGAGCCCAGUUGACGAAGGAAAACCCAAGACCACAGAACUUAACAGUUGUGAACCAACGCUGUCUGAAGGAGCCUCUCUCCAGGAACUGACACAGGGAGGCCCAGGAGACUCCCAGUUGGGACAAACCAAGGAUCAGGAUGUGCCGCUGGAAAUGCAGGAAGACCACUUUGUACCAGGGAUCAACCCCCAGAGGGAGAAGCUUCAUGAACAAAUAAGUCCUGAACAUGGCAGCUUAAGGACAGCUGGUGGUGUGUGUUCAAGGGUCGAAGAGGAACCAGUCCCUCUAGGGGAUGCUGUCCAUGACCGUGACUCCUGUGGAUCAGGUAAAGAUCCCCUGAUUCAGGAAGAGGAAAGUCUCUUCAAAUGCAAUGAGUGUGGGAAAGUUUUUAACAAGAAACACCUUCUUGCUGGACAUGAAAAGAUUCACUCUGGAGUGAAGCCCUAUGAAUGCACUGAGUGUGGGAAAACCUUCAUUAAGAGCACACACCUUCUGCAGCACCAUAUGAUCCACACCGGGGAGAGGCCCUACGAGUGCAUGGAGUGCGGCAAGGCCUUCAACCGCAAGUCCUACCUGACACAGCACCAGCGGAUUCACAGUGGGGAGAAGCCCUACAAGUGCAGUGAGUGCGGAAAGGCCUUUACUCACCGCUCCAAUUUUGUCUUACAUAAGAGGAGACACAAUGGGGAAAAAUCCUUUGUGUGCAAAGAAUGUGGGCAGGUCUUCCGACACAGGCCCGGAUUCCUUCGCCAUCACAUCAUCCACGGUGGCGAGAAUCCAUAUGAGUGCUUUGAGUGUGGCAAGGUCUUCAAACACAAGUCCUACCUCAUGUGGCACCAGCAGACCCACACUGGGGAGAAGCCCUACGAGUGCAGCGAAUGUGGGAAAGCCUUCUGUGAGAGCGCAGCCCUCAUUCACCACUACGUCAUCCACACCGGGGAGAAGCCCUUCGAGUGCCUCGAGUGCGGGAAGGCCUUCAACCACAGGUCAUACCUCAAGAGGCACCAGCGGAUCCACACUGGGGAGAAGCCUUUUGUGUGCACCGAGUGUGGAAGGGCCUUCACCCACUGCUCUACUUUCAUCUUGCAUAAAAGGGCACACACUGGCGAGAAACCUUUUGAGUGCAAAGAAUGUGGGAAAGCCUUUAGCACUAGGAAAGACCUCAUUCGGCACUUCAGCAUCCACACUGGAGAGAAGCCUUAUGAGUGCACGGAGUGUGGGAAGGCCUUCAACCGCAGGUCUGGCCUCACCAGACACCAGCGGAUUCACAGUGGAGAGAAGCCCUAUGAAUGCAUGGAGUGCGGGAAGUCCUUCUGCUGGAGCACAAACCUCAUUAGACAUGCCAUCAUCCACACUGGAGAGAAGCCCUAUAAGUGCAGUGAGUGUGGAAAGGCCUUCAGUCGCAGCUCCUCGCUCACUCAGCAUCAAAGGAUCCAUACUGGGAGAAACUCUGUCAGUGUGACAGAUGUGGGAAGACCCUUCACAAGUGGGCAAACCUCUGUCACCCUCCGAGAACUCCUAUUGGGGAAAGACUUUUUGAAUGUAAACACAGAGGAAAAUCUUUUGCAAGAGAAAGUAUCUACCGUGACAUCUGAUCGUACAUACCAAAGAGAAACCCCUCAAGCAUCUUCGCUUGGUCCUGCUGUCUUCAUCACCCUGGCCAAGACCAGCAGUGACUCCCGUGUGUAUAUAACGCGGCGUUUCACAAUUGAUGAUUUUGAAAUCGGGCGUCCUCUCGGCAAGGGAAAAUUUGGGAAUGUUUACCUGGCUCGCCUGAAGAAAAACCAUUUCAUCGUGGCCCUGAAAGUCCUGUUCAAGUCUCAGAUAGAGAAGGAAGGCCUGGAACACCAGCUGCGCAGGGAAGUUGAAAUCCAGGCCCAUCUGCAACACCCCAAUAUCCUGCGCCUGUACAACUACUUCCAUGAUGCGCGCCGCGUGUACCUGAUUUUAGAAUAUGCCCCAAAGGGCGAGCUGUACAAGGCGCUGCAAAGGAGUCACACGUUUGAUGAACAGCGUACAGCCACGAUAAUAGAGGAGUUGGCAGACGCUCUGAUCUACUGCCAUGAAAAGAAGGUGAUUCACAGGGAUAUUAAGCCGGAGAACCUGCUGCUCGGGCUCAUGGGUGAAGUGAAGAUUGCAGACUUCGGCUGGUCUGUGCACACCCCCUCUCUGAGGAGAAGGACCACGUGUGGGACGCUGGACUACUUGCCCCCAGAAAUGAUCGAGGGGAGAACAUACGAUGAGAAGGUGGAUCUAUGGUGCAUUGGGGUCCUCUGCUAUGAGUUGCUGGUAGGAAAUCCACCCUUUGAGAGUGCCUCCACUAGUGAGACCUACAGACGCAUCCUCAAGAAAAAACUACAUUACCCAGAAAGUGCUACACUGCGCGACUGCCGCAGCUAUUCUGUGGCUUCCUCCAGUGCCGUCUUCGCAAAUGAGCAGAAAGGUGGCUUGGGUUCCCUUGCGCGCGUUCGAGCUGGCUGUGAGCCUACCCGUGAUCGGCCACCUCGCCCAGAGCAAGGAACGAGCGGCGGUCGGCUGAACCCGCGGGACUCGCCUCUGUCGCCGCCUCUCCGGGUCCCGCUAUCUCCUCAGGGGCCCAUGAUGGCGGCGGCGUGGAUGGACCCGGCGCGGCUGUCUGUGACCUUCGAUGAUGUGGCUGUGACCUUCACCCAGGAGGAGUGGGGGCAUCUGGACCCGGCCCAGAGGACCCUGUACCGGGAGGUGAUGCUGGAGAACUGCGGCCUCCUGGUGUCUCUGGGGUGUCCUGUCCCCAGACCUGAGCUGAUCUACCGGCUGGAGCACGGGCAGGAGCUGUGGACGGUGAAGAGAGACCUCUCCCGAUGCCCCUGUCCAGGUGACAAAGGACAACCCAAGACCAGAGAAUCUACCACUUCUGAGCCAUUCCUGUUUGAGGGAGCCUCAGUCCAAGAACAGCUAACACAGAGAGUUUCAGAGGACUCCCAGUUGGGCCAAAUCAACAAUCAAGAAGAGCCAUUGGAAAGGCAUGAAGGAUGCUUGAGACCAGAGAUAGAACCCCAGAACGGGAAGCUCCCUGGGAAUCCACGCUGUGAACAUGGCAGCUUAGGGACAGCUGGUGGUGUGUGUUCAAGGAUCGUAGAGGAGCCAGUCCCUCCAGGGGGUGCUGUCCAUGACCGUGACUCCUGUGGAUCAGGUAAAGAUCCCCUGAUUCAGGAAGAGGAAAGUCUCUUCAAAUGCAAUGAGUGUGGGAAAGUUUUUAAUAAGAAACGCCUCCUUGCUCGACAUGAGAGGAUUCAUUCUGGAGUGAAGCCCUAUGAAUGCACAGAGUGUGGGAAAACCUUUAGUAAGAGCACUUAUCUCCUUCAACACCACAUGGUCCACACCGGAGAGAAGCCCUAUAAGUGCAUGGAGUGUGGCAAGGCCUUCAACCGCAAGUCACACCUGACACAACACCAGCGGAUUCACAGUGGGGAGAAGCCUUAUAAAUGCAGUGAAUGUGGAAAGGCCUUCACCCACCGUUCCACUUUUGUUUUACAUAACAGGAGCCACACUGGAGAAAAACCUUUUGUGUGCAAAGAAUGUGGAAAAGCCUUCCGAGAUAGGCCGGGUUUCAUUCGACACUACAUCAUCCACAGUGGCGAGAAUCCAUAUGAGUGCUUUGAGUGUGGCAAGGUCUUCAAACACAGGUCCUACCUCAUGUGGCACCAGCAGACCCACACUGGGGAGAAGCCCUACGAGUGCAGCGAAUGUGGGAAAGCCUUCUGUGAGAGCGCAGCCCUCAUUCACCACUACGUCAUCCACACCGGGGAGAAGCCCUUCGAGUGCCUCGAGUGCGGGAAGGCCUUCAACCACAGGUCAUACCUCAAGAGGCACCAGCGGAUCCACACUGGGGAGAAGCCCUAUGUGUGCACCGAGUGUGGAAAGGCCUUCACCCACUGUUCCACUUUUAUCUUACAUAAAAGAGCCCACACUGGCGAGAAACCUUUUGAGUGCAAAGAAUGUGGGAAAGCCUUUAGUAAUCGGGCAGACCUCAUUCGGCACUUUAGCAUCCACACUGGAGAGAAGCCUUAUGAGUGCACGGAGUGUGGGAAGGCCUUCAACCGCAGGUCUGGCCUCACCAGACACCAGCGGAUUCACAGUGGAGAGAAGCCCUAUGAAUGCAUGGAGUGUGGAAAAACCUUCUGCUGGAGCACAAACCUCAUUCGACACUCCAUCAUCCACACUGGAGAGAAGCCCUAUGAGUGCAGUGAGUGUGGAAAGGCCUUCAGUCGCAGCUCGUCCCUUACUCAGCACCAGAGGGUUCAUACUGGGAGAAACCCUGUCAAUGUGACAGAAGUGGGAAGACCCUUUACAAGUGGGCAAACCUCAGUCAACCUUCAAGAACUCCUAUUGGGGAAAGACUUUUUGAAUGUAACCACUGAGGAAAAUCUUUUGCCAGAAGAAACAUCUUACUCAGAAUCGGAUCAUUCAUACCAAAGAGAAACCCCACAGUUUUCUUCCCUGUGAGAAAAACUAUUGCAGGUUAUUAAUUAUCGUCUAAAGACUCAUAUUGGAAAUUGACCCAACCUAGAGCCUUAUUCUGCAUGUGAGAAUUCAUCAAGGAGAGAGACCCAGUGGUUAUUAUGCACUUCGGAAAGCCUUCAGCUCCAUCUUACUUAGUUUACAUUUCACUAUUAUCUCAGGAAUUUUUUUUUAAAAAAGAAGGGAGAGACUUAGAAAAUGAACUGCAAAAAAGUUUCUUUCAGACUUCUUGCCAAACUGUGGCACUUUGUCAGAUUCCUUAGUUAACUGGUAGGAAGAGGGUUUUGUUUCCAUGGUAAAGAACCUAUACUAUGUGUCUUGUAUAUACAUUCAUUGCCAUCCAAUGUAAGGUGAGUUAGACAGGUCUGGAACCUUUCAUCGAACAUCUUCUUUGUUCUGAAACAUUGUCUCUAUUCUUAAGGAGCUUAAAUUUUAGUUUGAGACACUAAAUACUUUUAUAUUUAAGGAGCUAAGAAUUCACAUGUGAAUGGGCAUGUUGUUUUGCACUGUUUAAGACUAUUUAGUCUUUGAUUUUUAAAAGACAAACCUUUUUUUAUAUGGUUUUAAAGAGCUAAUAUUCAGACUUUUUUGUGGUCCUAUACUAAUCCUGGUUUACUGAUUGCUCUAGUUAUAUGGUAAGUCUUUUAAUUGGGUAAAGUGAUUCUUCUUUUCCCAGUUCAGUCUUCUUAUUUAAAACUUCAGUAUUCUUAUUUAAAACUGAUUUAGCAUUCUUAUUAUUUUGAAUUUCCAUAUAAAGUUUUAUGUAAGUUUUUACUAGAAAAAUUAUUGAAUUUUGAAAGAAAUUGAGUUAAAUUGGCAGAAUAAUAUGUUUAGAGUCAGCAUGUUUGCUGUCUUGAGUCUUCCAGUUUAUGAAUGUAUUAUGUCUGUAUAUUUAUUUGCUAUCUCUUGAUUUAUUUCAUUGUUAUUUAAUAAGUCUCAAUAAUAGGUUCUGUACAGUUUUUAUAAGAUUUAUAUAUAGAUGUGGGUUUUUUGUUUGGUGGUUUUUAGUAAUUAUAGAUUGCAUUGAUUUUAAAAUUUUCAACUUCCAUAUGGUCUUUAGUAUAUAUAUAUUUUUCAUAUCCUACAAUCUUGCUAUUUCUUUGGAUAGAAUGCUUGGGAUUUUCUACAUAGAAAUAUCAUCUGCAAGUAGAGAAGUUUUAUUUCUUUCUUCUCAUCUAUAUACCUAUCAUUUUCUUUUCUUGUCUUAUUGCACUUGCUAGGACUUCCAAUAUGAUUUUGAAGACUAGUAGUGAGAAAACAUGUCCUUGGCCGGUUCCUGAUGUUAGGGGGAAAACAUUCGGAUUUUAAUCAUAAACUAUGGUGUUAGUUGUAAGGUUUUCUUCAUAGGGCUUUCUUUAUCAAGUUUAGAAAGUUUCCCAUAUUCCUAAUUGGCUGAGAAUUUUUUGUUGCUAUGAAUGAGUGUUGAAUUUGUCAAAUGGUUUUUUUUUAAUCAACUGAUAGAGUCUUGUGUUUUUUUCUUCUCUAGCCUAUUGUUAUAUAUUACAUUUAUUUGAGUUUUGAAUGCUGAGCCAGGCUUGUAUCCUUAGAAUAAGCCCUACCUGGUCAUGGAGUACAGUUAUUUUUAUAUAUAUUACUGUAUUUAAUAUGCUGGUAUUUUGUUGAGGAAGUUUUCCUCUCAUUUUAUGAGUGACAAUGGUAUGUAUUAAGUAGUUUUCUUUCUUUCUUUCUUUUUUUCUUUCUUUUUCCAUUGUCAUUUUCUGAUUUUGGUGUCUAGGUGAUUCUGGCCUCUUAACAUGUGUUAAAAGGUGUUCUAUUAUUCAGAAGACAGUGUAUAGUAUAGAAUUGGUUUGGUGUAUUCUUUUAAUGAUUGGUAGUAUUCUCCAGUGAACCAUUUAGUCUUGAAGAAUUUUCUUUUGAAUGCUUCUUAAUUACUUAUUUAUUUUAUUUAAUAUGUAUAGAACUAUUCAGUUUCUGUUUCAUAUUGGAUAUGUUUUUAUAGUUUAUCUUUUUCUAGAAAUUGUCCCAUUUCAUCUAAAUGUUCUUAUUUGUUUAAAGUGUUCCUUUAUUAUCAUUCUGAUGGCAGCAGAAUCUGUAUUUAUAACCCAUAUUUUAUUCCUGAUGUUGGAAAUGUGUUCUCUUUUGUCAGUCUUCUCAGACAUAUAUCAGUUUUUUAAAUCAUUAAAAAAACCCCAGCACUUUAUAUCAUUUUUUCCUCUGUCUUUUCCUAAUUUCACUGAUUUUUUUUCCCCCUGAUCCUUAUUACAUCAUUUCUUCUAUUUGCUUUGGUACUAUUUUCCUCUGCAGUUUCUUGAGGCGGGUGCUUAGGUUAUUGAUUGAGGAUUUUUUUUUUUCACUUUAUUAAUAUAAGCAUUAAAUUCUAUAAAUUUCCCUCAGUACUGUUGUAGUUUAUUAUGUUCUAAUUACAUUUCAUUCAGGUCUAAAUAUUUCUUUAUUCAAGACUGUCUGUGUAACCCAUUGAUUAUUUAGAAGUAUGUUGUUUAAUUUUGCAGUGUUCGGAGUAUUUUGUGCUUUCUUCUUGUUUUGGAUUUCAUUUGUUUUAUAUUUGAUUUGGCUAUUUAAAUUUGUUGUGGUUUGUUUUAUGAUCCAAGAUAUAGUCUAUCUUGAAUGUUCAAUAAGGCUGCUUGAAAAGAACGUGUAUCCUACUGUCAUUGGGUGGAAUUUGUAUAUGUGUGUUCCCGAUCCUGUUCAUUGAUGAUGUUUUUCCGAUUUUGUCUGCUGAUUUCCUGCCUCUAAUUUCUAUCAAUAGCUGAAAAGGGGGGUGUUGUCCUGCAGUUUAAUUCUAGAAUUAUCUCUUCCUCCUUUAAGUUCUAUCAGUUUUCACUUCAUGCAUUUCAAAGCUCUGUUACUUGGUACAGAUGCACUUAGGAUUGCUAUGUUAUCUUGGUGUAUUGACCCUUUUAUCAUUAUUCUUUGUUUUCUUUUUGCUCCUGUGAAGUUUUUUUGCUUUGAAGUAUUCUUUAUCUGAUAUUAAUAUAGUCACUAUUGAGAUUUUUAAUUAAUGUGUGCAUGGUUUAUAUUUUUCCAUAAUAUAUUUUCAACCUUAUCUAUAUUGUUACAUUUCAAGUAAUGUAAUAUGUGAAUAUUGUGAGUAGCAUAUACUUGCCUCAUUUUUUAAUGUCUAUUUUACUGAUUUCUUUUUAAAAAUUGGUAUGUUUAGGUCAUUUAAGUUUAAAAUAAUUAUUGAUAUUUUCAGGGCUUACACUUACCAUUUUAUGAUGUUUUUGUUACCUGGUUUUUGUUGCCCUGUUGUUUGGUUUUGGGAGGUACUUUUUGUUUGUUUUGCCUUCUUUUAAGUAACUUUUAAAAGUUACUAACUUUUAAUGUUAGGAAUUCCGCUUGAUAUAUCUGUGAUGUUUUUGAGAAUAUGUCUUGUUUUUUAGUGGUUACUUUAGGUAUUAUAUUGUACAUACAUAACUUAUCAGAGUGUACAGUAUCAACAUUUUAGCACUUUGACAUGUAGAAACUUACUUCCAUUGGGUACGUUAUUCUCCAUUCUUUAAUAUAACUGUCUAUAAAGUGUUGCCUUUUUGUAUGCUGAGCACCAUAUUGGAUGAUUUUUUUUUUUUUUUUUGCUUCAGCUGUCAAACCACUUUUGCAAAACUCAUAAGAAGCACAGUCUGUUUACUCAUUACAUUGCUCUUUUCUUCCUUCUUGAAAUCCCAGGUUUCUUCCAUUAACAGUUUUUCUUUUUAAAUUAUUUACCCCAAGAACACCUGUAGCCUGUCUUUUUGUGGUAGGUUUUCUGGUAACAAAUGUUUUUGUUUUCCUUCGUCUAAGAAUGUCUUUAUUUCUCCUUCAUUCCCAAAGGAUGUUUUUGUGGGGUAUAGGAUUCAGGGUCAACAGUUCUUUUCUUUUAGUACUUGAAAGGCAAGUCAUUUCCUUGUCUUCCAUGGUUUCAGAUGAGAAAUCUGCUGCCAUUUGACUCAUUAUUUCUGUAUCUGUACUGUAUCCAUUUUGUCAAGUACUUUCAGUGUUUUUUCUUUGUAUAUAGAGUUCAGAAGUUUGAUCAUGAUGCAACCUGCCAUAACAUUUGGGGCUUAUCCUGUCUGGUGUUUGCUUAACUUUUAAAAUUUUGUAGUAUAUGCCAUUUGGAAAAAUUGGGAAAUUUUUACUUAUGCUUCAAAUAGUUUUUUCAGCCCCUCUUUUUCAGGGGCUCCAGUAACAUGAAUGGUGUGCUCUUGUUCUUCUUCCAUAGGACCCUCAGACUUGUACCUUUUUGUUUCCCCAGGGUGUUUUUCUCUGUUGCUCAUAUUGACUAAUUCCCAUUGAGCUCUCUUUGAGCUCACUAAUUCUUUCCCUCUUAUGUAUAAUCUACUAUUGAGCUCACGCAGUGAAUUUUCAUUUUGGUUUUUGAAUUUUUCAGUUGUUUGAUUUUCUGUUUUGUUCUUUUAUACAUCUUCUAUUUCUUUGCCUAGUUUAUGAUGCCAAAGAAGGACUCAGAAUACAGCAAAACUUGUAGUCCAAAGUCAUUGGUCUCUGGUAGUUUAUCUUAAUUAUUCGAAAUCCUAAAUUACCUGGAGGAAUGGAAGACCUGCAGUCUUCUUUGUUGUUAUCCAUAAAUAGUUCUCAAGAAAAUAAAACUGGGUGACCUUCA